CUGCUCCAAUUGGAGUCUUGAUGUAAACAAAGCUAAAAUAUAAUAAAAACUGCAUCUAACAAUGUCGCGCGGCGGCGAAUUGGUAUUUAAAACGAAGAAAACAUCGGAGAAGAUAUCAGAGAACAUACACAUAUUCGCCAACGAUCCAUCGCUGGCGUUUUUCCGGGUGCAAGAGCACGUUCGCAAGGUUUCCCCAGCGAUUUUCGAGAAACGCGAUGAAGUCUACCAGCUGCAAAAUAAUCUCCAGGGCCAUUGCUACGACAUGGAAUACGGCAUUCAAGCCCUGCGAACGAUUGAAAAGUCGGAGAGCGUAUUCGAGAACAUACAGGAAAUGAUCAAGGCUUCAAUAUUCCUCAAGCAGCAGCUGAAAUACGAGGAGAGCAGGAAGAAAGUGAAGAAGGACAGCACCAAAUCUUCCGUCUACAAGCGAUUCUCCGCCCAUCUGGCACUGGAUCUGCCGGAUCUACCCGACUUCGGUGGCGUCAUGCGGGAAACCAGCCAGCGGAUGGAGAACAUGAUAGGUCCUGGCACGGGAACAGGACGAACUGAGCCUCAGGCCGCGCCAUCCAGUAAUCCUGGGGAGCUCCAAAGAUCCUACACGACACUGCACUAGUUAGAUUGAUUCAUUGUAUUCAUAGUUAUGUAUGCUUUAGUAUUGUAAAAUAAAUGUAUUGUAAGUUUAUGUCUUAACA
Messenger RNA from Drosophila teissieri, 692 nucleotides. Its product is annotated as BLOC-1-related complex subunit 8 homolog. The record is from RefSeq and is a predicted model, not a curated record. Gene Ontology annotation, cellular component: BORC complex. The coding region runs from base 62 to 613 and encodes 183 amino acids. The transcript is spliced from 2 exons. Lineage: Eukaryota; Metazoa; Arthropoda; Insecta; Diptera; Drosophilidae.